AUGACUGGAGUCUUUGACAGUCUGGUGGCUGAUAUGCACUCGACCCAGAUCACGGCCUCCAGCACGUACCACCAGCACCAGCAGCCCCCAAGCGGCGGCGGCGCUGGCCCCGGCGGCAGCAACGGCAGCAGCCUCCACAAGCCCCAGGAGUCGCCCACACUCCCGGUGUCCACAGCUACCGACAGCAGCUACUACACCAACCAGCAGCACCCGGCGGGCGGCGGCGGAAGUGGGGGCUCGCCCUACGCGCACAUGGGUUCCUACCAGUACCACGCCGGCGGCCUCAACAACGUCCCUUAUUCCGCUAAGAGCGGCUACGACCUGGGCUACACCGCCGCCUACACCUCCUACGCACCCUACGGGACCAGUUCUUCCCCGGCCAACAACGAACCUGAGAAAGAGGACCUCGAGCCUGAAAUCCGGAUCGUGAAUGGGAAGCCAAAGAAAGUCCGGAAACCCCGUACCAUCUACUCCAGUUUCCAGCUGGCGGCUCUUCAGAGACGUUUCCAAAAGACUCAAUACCUCGCCCUCCCCGAGCGAGCGGAGCUGGCGGCGUCCCUGGGCCUCACCCAGACUCAGGUCAAAAUCUGGUUCCAGAACCGCCGGUCCAAGUUCAAGAAGAUGUGGAAAAGCGGUGAGAUCCCCUCGGAGCAGCACCCUGGGGCCAGCAGCUCGCCACCUUGUGCGUCGCCGCCGGUGUCGGCGCCGGCCUCCUGGGACUUCAGCGCGCCACAGCGGAUGGGGAGCGGCGGCGGCCCGAACAGCGGCGGCAGCGGCGCGGGCAGCUCGGGCUCCAGCCCGAGCAGCGCGGCCUCGGCUUUCCUGGGCAACUACCCGUGGUACCACCAGGCCUCGGGCCCCACCUCACACCUGCAGGCCGCCGCGCCGCUGCUGCACCCAACGCAGACCCCGCAGCCGCACCACCACCACCAUCAUCACCAUCACCACCACGGCGGCGGCGGGGGCGCCCCGGUGAGCGCCGGGACGAUUUUCUAA
This is a messenger RNA of Prionailurus viverrinus (fishing cat), 996 nucleotides long. It is a transcript of the gene DLX2, whose product is annotated as distal-less homeobox 2. The coding region runs from base 1 to 996 and encodes 331 amino acids. Gene Ontology annotation, biological process: cell differentiation; negative regulation of transcription by RNA polymerase II; embryo development. Gene Ontology annotation, molecular function: RNA polymerase II cis-regulatory region sequence-specific DNA binding; DNA-binding transcription factor activity, RNA polymerase II-specific. The record is from RefSeq and is a predicted model, not a curated record. NCBI's taxonomy places the organism in Eukaryota, Metazoa, Chordata, Mammalia, Carnivora, Felidae. The transcript has 3 exons.